UAGGGGCAGAAGAUACAGCAGUGAACGUAACAGGUAAAACCCUCCCCCUCUGCCAAGGGGCGGGACAGGGAGGAAAGGGAAGACACAGACUGGUGGACUAUGGAGUGUUCAGUGUUGAUUUGAUGUGAGGUGUGAUUAAAGAAGAACCAAGAAUGACUUUAGUGUUGUUGACCUGAGCAACCGGAAGAAUAGAGUUGCCAUUUAUUGAGAUGAGAAGGCUGCCAGAAGAGUAGAGUUGUUUUGUUUCAUUAUGGAGAUUGACGGUUUCCAGAAGUUAGACCUAGAGAAGAGUGUACCUUCCAAAAAGACUACUCCUAAAAGGAUUAUCCAUUUUGUUGACGGAGACAUCAUGGAAGAAUAUAGCACAGAGGAGGAGGAAGAAGAGGAAAAAGAGGAGCAGAGCACAAAUUCAACACUUGACGCUUCUAAACUUUCCUGGGGGCCCUACCUACGAUUUUGGGCAGGACGAAUAGCAAACACCUCAUUUUCUACAUGUGAAUUCCUUGGUGGAAGAUUUGCUGUCUUCUUUGGUCUUACUCAACCCAAAUAUCAGUAUGUGUUAAACGAGUUCUAUAGGAUACAAAACAAGAAAAGUGACAACAAAAGUGAAAGGAAAGGAUCAAAGGCCCAGGCAGCUGAGGUUCCUGAUGAAAAGUGUCACUUGGAGGCUGGGGUCCGAGAGUAUGGAACCAUACAACAGGACGCAGCAGAGGCCAUUUCUCAGUGAAGCACCUCAUCCAGGGAGGGUCUGGUGGCAGAUCCUAGCUCAUGAUGGCAGCAAAGACUAUAGUUUCCCUGGAUCUCUGUUCCUUGGCCAUUGAUUACCAUGGCAACAACACCACAGGUAGCACUUCUGAGCCAGAUCUGAUCCUAAUCUCCGUGUGACUUAGUCUCAAGCAUCCAGGAAUUACAAGCAAUAAUGAGAGUAAUUUUGGACACUUUCUCAGAAUAAUUUUUAUAUUCAAGGCACCCCACCUCAACUCCACCCCCGUGAUACAAGUCCCAUGAGUACUGACAUCUGCACAGUAGCAUAAAUACCUUAAGGAAUUUGGGACUGGGAGUUUUUGGCUGAAAUCCUCUGUCAUGGGACGAGGGUACAGUAAAGAAGCUCUCUUCCUCAGAAGAAAAUUUGGGCACUGCAAAGUCUAAAUAAAUCCCCUUUCAGGGUUUGAUAUAGGUGUGUACUUCCAACAACCAUCCUGGCUUAGUUGGGGAUUGUUUUACAAUAAGUAAACAUUGCUAAUAACUCUGUUACAAGAUCAUUAUCAAGAUCUUUAAGAAUUAGGUACAUCCCUCCAAAUUAAAACAAUCAAUAAAUAAUAUAAGCUCUAGAAAAAAAAUUUUUAAUGGAUUAUUUUCUUAUUUAUUUGUCAAGAAAUGUUCAAAACCUGGAAAGAUCGAACAUGGAAAUCAUUGUUAGAUAACACACGGUGUGCUGGCCAAAGUAACUGUGAUACAUUAAUAGCAAAAAACAAACCAAAAAAAAAAGAAAGAAAAACACAGGGCCUGCAGUAGUAAGACAUGAGUUCCAGUUUCACUUCUCCCAUUUACUAGUUGUGUGAUUUGAGGUGUCUAGAUUUCUGAGCUCCAGUCUACUUUGUAAAAUAUGGGUGACUUGACUUUGCUUGUUAUUGUUAUACAGAAUUAUGAGAAAUAAUAAUUUAUUGUUGUUUUAA
Messenger RNA from Pongo pygmaeus (Bornean orangutan), 1676 nucleotides. RefSeq names its product family with sequence similarity 177 member B (gene FAM177B). The coding region runs from base 251 to 727 and encodes 158 amino acids. The record is from RefSeq and is a predicted model, not a curated record. The transcript is spliced from 6 exons. NCBI's taxonomy places the organism in Eukaryota, Metazoa, Chordata, Mammalia, Primates, Hominidae.